CAGCUGCUGGUCUGUCGAUGAUCAAUGUUUUUAGUUUCACUUGUGAUUCCUAAAGCCUUAAUAGGACUUGUUUUGAACGCGGGUCUUUAUUCUCUAAGCUGCCCUCCUCUCCUCCCAGACUCAGAGAAAAAUGGCUGCUGGCUUGCUGCUUUUGGUUUGUGCAGUUGCUGUGCUGUACUCCGCCGAAGCUCAGGCUUCUUACAAUGGGCUGCCUGAAAUCUACAAGAAAGGAGUGGAUCUGGCAAUGCAACAGCUCAGCACCCACGCUAGGGUCCAACACCAUUAUCGCUUUUUGAGAACUGUGGAGAAGUUAGAAACUGAGGGUGGAUUUGGUGUGAGAUACUUCUACCACCACUUUUACCUGAAACCCACCAGGUGUCCCAAAGGAACAACUGAGACUGACCCUCAGAGAUGCCCCUACAGGAAUGACCGACCUCUGAUGGAUUGUGCAGUUUGCUACAAAGCAUCAGGAGAACAGAUAGAAGCCCAGCCCAACCCAUACGUUCACUGUAUCCAGAAACCGAGACUCACAGAGGAGAUGAAGAAAGCCAGGUUGGAUCACUACAAAAAAAUGGUCUACCACAGUGGCGCUCCUACACUUUUGGCUGUGAAAACAUAGAUCAUCAUCAUUGCAGCACAAAUAUAUCCAGAAAGCUAUAAGGAAGGAAAUCUUUAGUUACCUUAGUUAAGUGGUUGCAUGCAUACUCGACUGUACGGUUACUUUGAUUAUUAGCAUUUACUUACUCAUUUGUGAUCAACGUGUGAAAGAAGUGAACUUCUUUUGGUAUUCCAUGUGUGACAUAUAAUUAAAAGAGAAAAACAGC
This is a messenger RNA of Oreochromis niloticus (Nile tilapia), 824 nucleotides long. RefSeq lists its product as uncharacterized. Lineage: Eukaryota; Metazoa; Chordata; Actinopteri; Cichliformes; Cichlidae. Gene Ontology annotation, molecular function: signaling receptor binding. Gene Ontology annotation, biological process: inflammatory response; regulation of lipid catabolic process. The record is from RefSeq and is a predicted model, not a curated record. The transcript has 4 exons. The coding region runs from base 131 to 619 and encodes 162 amino acids.